GCCAGUCGUGGCUUCUUCACGGUAGCAGAGCCGCAGAAGUGGGAGGAGGUGCGCGCAACGAGAACGGCCAUGGCAGCUCCGGCGCUCGCCUCUCUCCUCAUCUCAUGCCCGGUUCGUCAUCGAGCCCUGUCUCUGGCGCCAACACCUGCACCUCUCGUAAGCGGAGGUGGUUGCUCCUCUCCUCGACCCCCGGGGGAGCGCCUUGGCCCGACGACGCGGCGGCCCCACAUCAUCCGCUGCUCGGCGGCCAACAAGCCGUCGCCUUCCACCGAGAUCAGUUCAACAGCCAAGAUAAGAAGUGAAGUCCUCUCACCAUUUCGUUCGGUGCGGAUGUUCUUCUAUCUUGCGUUCAUGGCAAGUGGGGCUUUGGGAGGAUUGAUUUCCAUCACGCGGUUGGUUCCUGCUCUUGUCAAUUCGUCAAGAGCCGCAGACCUCCCUGAGAUUUUAAAGGGGUUUGGGAUAGAUCUCGGAGCAGUUCUGUUGUUUGCAUUUCUGUAUACGAGGGAGAGCAGUGCCAAAAAUGCUCAGCUAGCAAAGUUAUCGAGGGAGGAAAACCUCUCGAAGCUUAAGCUUCGGGUGGACGGGAAUAGAAGCAUCGCGGUCGGUGAUCUGAGGGGAGUCGCACGUCUCGUCAUUCUCGCCGGUCCUGCCUCGUACAUUGCUGAUUCCUUCGCCCGUAGCAAACCUUACACGGAUGGACUUGUGGAGCGAGGAGUGCUCGUCGUUCCUUUUGCUACAGAUGGAAAUACGCCUAGGUUUGACCUCGACGAGAUUGAUGAGGAGGAUGAGGCGAUCGUCGACAAAAAGAAGAGGCUGUGGCGGCUGAGUCCUCUUUACACUUCUGAAUGGGCCAAAUGGUUAGAUGAACAGAAGAAGUUGGCCAAUGUCUCGCUCGAUUCACCGGUGUAUCUCUCUCUGCGCAUGGAUGGUCGAGUUCGUGGGAGUGGCGUCGGCUACCCUCCCUGGAAUGCUCUAGUGGCACAGUUGCCGCCGGUGAAAGGGCUGUGGUCAGGUCUUCUCGAUGGCAUGGAUGGAAGAGUUCUUUAGGAAAUCUCAACUUCUGUAUAUUGAAUGGAAACAAGAAACCGUCAUGGAUUAUCUAAGCAGAAAAGCAGGUGGGGGGAGGAUGACAAAACAUGCACCAAUCUAAAUCUCCAUCUUGACUUCGAUGAACUUUGGGCCUAUAUCUCAACAGAUGAGCCAAAUUUGUAGAGACUCUCCUCGUACUAAACAUACAUCGGAUUACAUCGAAGGAAGCGAUGUGUUGUUUUAACAAAGAAUACAAGAAAUACGAUACAAACUUCUACAUAUAAAUUAUACAUAGAUCACAUGACCUCCAAGG
Messenger RNA from Musa acuminata subsp. malaccensis (wild Malaysian banana), 1342 nucleotides. Its product is annotated as protein LOW PSII ACCUMULATION 1, chloroplastic. Lineage: Eukaryota; Viridiplantae; Streptophyta; Magnoliopsida; Zingiberales; Musaceae. The record is from RefSeq and is a predicted model, not a curated record.